Molecule: messenger RNA, 273 nt
Organism: Lathyrus oleraceus (garden pea)
Lineage: Eukaryota; Viridiplantae; Streptophyta; Magnoliopsida; Fabales; Fabaceae
Exons: 2
Coding region: 1-273 (90 amino acids)
Source: RefSeq, a predicted model, not a curated record
AUGACUGAUUGGGGUCCGAUGGUGAUAGCGGUGGUGUUGUUUGUGAUUUUAUGUCCGGGUCUGCUUUUUCAAAUACAAGGAAAGGGAAGAAUAAUUGAGUUUGUGAACAUGCAAACAAGUCGUGCUUUCAUUCUUGUUCACACCAUAAUUUACUUUGGACUCAUCAUUAUUUUACUUGUUGCCAUUGGCGUUCACAUCUUCACCGCGGGGGAAAGAGGAUCCAUCUCGAUUUUUAAUUCACUUUUAAACUAUUGUAUCAUAUUUAUUGUAUGA